Molecule: messenger RNA, 1318 nt
Organism: Pyricularia oryzae 70-15
Lineage: Eukaryota; Fungi; Ascomycota; Sordariomycetes; Magnaporthales; Pyriculariaceae
Exons: 1
Coding region: 274-1011 (245 amino acids)
Source: RefSeq, a predicted model, not a curated record
UGUGGCAGAACCAGGACCACAGCCAGAUAUUGUAAGCCCCCACGGCCGAUUGUUUCCCAAUCUUUUCUUCUUUAUCUUCCAGAGAUCUGCUUCGACCUUCUUGUUCAACUUGAUCCCCACCUGGUCUCACUCCCUAGCCUCAACUCUUACACUCUUAGCGCACGCCUCCCAACCGUUUUUAUUUUGCCCAGUCUUCAGACGAUCCAGCACAAGCAACGAUAAUCCACCACAACCCCGCGGUUUUUAAUACUAUUUUCAAAAAAGGCAGCAAAAAUGGCGAUCAAGGCCCUCCUCUUCGACUGCGACAAUACGCUCGUGCUGUCGGAAGAGCUCGCCUUUGAGGGCUGUGCGAGCCUGAUCAACCAGAUCUGCGAGGUCAAGGGUCUCAACAUCCCCCCGUUCACGGGCGAGACGUUGAUCAAGGAGUUUGUCGGGCAAAACUUUCGCGGCAUGCUGCUGACGCUGCAAAAGAAGCACGGCAUGGACCUGACGGCCGACGAGCUCGAGGUCUACGUCAAGCGCGAGGAGGAGGUGGUCAUCGCCAAGCUCAAGGAGGCGCUCGUCCCCUGCGAGGGCGUGACGGAGCAGCUCGAGGAGCUGCACAAGUCGGGCAAGUACACCAUGGCUGUCGUGUCGAGCAGCGCCGGCCGCCGGCUCGAGGCCAGCCUGGAUAAGGUCGGCUUCAAAAAGUAUUUUGACGACCGCGUCUACAGCGCCGCCACCAGCAUCGACCCGCCUACCAGCAAACCUGACCCGGCCAUCUACCUGCAUGCCAUGAAGCAGCUCGGCUUCGAGGCCUCCGAGUGCGUCGCCAUCGAGGACUCCAAGAGCGGUACCUCGAGCGCCUGCCGCGCCGGCAUCAAGACGGUCGGCUACGUGGGCCCGUACGAGGAUUCGGUCAAGCCCGAGAUGGAGAAGACGCUCAAGGAUGUUGCCGGCGCAUGCAUCAUCAUGAGGAACUGGGCCGAGUUCCCUGAUUGUCUGCGUAAGAUUGAGGCCGGUGAGGUUUAAGCGGGGGGUCUAAUGGCAUUUUUGUCUUGUGUGUUGAUAGAUUGGGGGGGUGUUGCUGUGAUGACUUUGGCAACAGUCCUCGCCAUUUACAAUACUACACUAAAUAUCAGUAAUACGGAGCUUUAGGCCAAGAAUAGGAAUGCAAAGCACACCGUGAACAUCACAUUGGAAGAAAAUUGACAGGUUUAAUGGAAGCAUGCGCGGGUGAUGCCACUGUAGAGCCGGGGCGUUGGACUGAGAAGCGGACACUAUGACAUAUACUGUAACAGCGCUGAUGGUAGUUUCAAUUUGUAAAUCUCUUGGCUCU